This is a messenger RNA of Mus caroli (Ryukyu mouse), 986 nucleotides long. It is a transcript of the gene Prss51, whose product is annotated as serine protease 51. Gene Ontology annotation, biological process: proteolysis. Lineage: Eukaryota; Metazoa; Chordata; Mammalia; Rodentia; Muridae. The record is from RefSeq and is a predicted model, not a curated record. Gene Ontology annotation, molecular function: serine-type endopeptidase activity.
CAGGGCAUCAAGGCAGGCACUGGAAUGACAACAUGAUGCUCCCACUUCUAAUUGCACUGCUCAUGGCUUCCAAGGGACAAGCCAAGGACGAGCAAGUUCUGUGUGGCCACAGACCUGCCUUCCCAAACUCAUCAUGGCUGCCAUUGCGGGAGCUGCUUGAGGUCCAGCAUGGUGAAUUCCCAUGGCAAGUGAGUAUCCAGAUGCUUGGGAAACACCUGUGUGGAGGCUCCAUCAUCCACCAGUGGUGGGUUCUGACAGCAGCACACUGCUUCCCGAGAACCCUAUUAGAACUGGUAGCAGUCAACGUCACUGUGGUCAUGGGAAUCAAGACUUUCAGUGACACCAACUUGGAGAGAAAACAAGUGGAGAAGAUCAUUGCUCACAGAGACUACAAACCGCCCCACCUUGACAGCGACCUCUGCCUGCUCCUACUUGCCACGCCAAUCCAAUUCAAUAAAGACAAAAUGCCCAUCUGCCUGCCACGGAGGGAGAACUCCUGGGACCGGUGCUGGAUGUCAGAGUGGGCAUAUACUCAUGGCCAUGGUUCAGCCAAAGGCUCAAACAUGCACCUGAAGAAGCUGAGGGUGGUUCAGAUUAGCUGGAGGACAUGUGCCAAGAGGGUGACUCAGCUCUCCAGGAACAUGCUUUGUGCCUGGAAGGAAGUGGGCACCAAUGGCAAGUGCCAGGGAGACAGCGGGGCACCCAUGGUCUGUGCUAACUGGGAGACUCGGAGACUCUUUCAAGUGGGUGUCUUCAGCUGGGGCAUAACUUCAGGAUCGAGGGGGAGGCCAGGCAUUUUUGUGUCUGUGGCUCAGUUUAUCCCAUGGAUCCUGGAGGAGACACAAAGGGAGGGACGAGCCCUUGCCCUCUCAAAAGCCUCAAAAAGUCUCUUGGCUCUCAGUCCAUGCUACCAUCCCAUAUUGCUAAGCUUGGGCUCUCAAAUACUGCUUGCUGCCAUAUUUUCUGGGGAUAAAUCAAAUUGCUAA